AUGAGGCAAGCUGGUGAGGUCAGGUCACGGAGGGCGACGCCGCCGUCGCCAUCAUACAUGACAAAGGACGAAUUCGCAAACUAUCUCGCAAACCUUCGAAGCAAGCCCGUGGUGAGACCCGGUGGUGCCAGGCCACCGCCUCCCAGCAACCGUCCGCAGGUAAACCGAAACAGUCUCAGUAACAUUAGCUACGAUGCAUCGACGACGUCACAAGAUACGGCUCAUCAGCUGGGCCAUCAGCGAUCUCAGUCGCACACGCCCAGCCUCAUUGCCGGGAGCAUGGCGUCAACUCGCCUGUCCACCAUCAGCUCCCGAAGCCGCGACUACUAUCCGACCAGCCCAACGCCACCUCCAAUCAAGCCCGAUACAGUUGUGCCCACGGCUAGUUAUAUGGAGAGGGGCCGCCGAUGGAUGGAAAGAGAGGAGGCAUCGUCUCUGCGAGAUGCCAUGGAAGAAAUGGAUUUUCGAGAGAGCAGAAAGGCUUCUCCUGAUAACGAUCCUGCUGUCGAGGACGACGAGACCCGUAUCUACAACGCUGCCCUCAACGAAGCCGCUGAGCUUGUAUGGGAACAUCAGCAUGGAGUCAAACCCCGGCCACCCGAGGAAGAAAACGGCUCUCGACAAAACGGAUCCCCCGAAGCAAAAGCACAAGCACGCGGCCGGCGCAGCAGCAUGAAGAGGAAUAUCAGUGGAGAAGUCGAACGACCGUUCUCUGGCGAUCAGAUAUGGGAAGAGCCCGAAGCCCUGUCAGGCGAUGGACCCACGACAACGACCCCUCCCAGCGGUGAUUCGCCCGUUUCGCUGAAUCCUAAGCCGUCCAAUACGAUCGGACGGGUUCCCUUCCCGCGCAAUCAAGGAGAGACAAGCCCGACCAAGCGAUUGGAUCGCAUAGAAAUCCACAGGAACCCCCCAACUCGAUCUCGUAACGCCCAAUAUCAAGUCAACACUCCCGUUGUCAACGGUCAGAAGCCCUCCGAUGGACAGCAUCUGAAUGGAGUCGAGAUUCGCAGUCAGGAUAUCCGCGAAGCUACUAGCAUGAGGCUGAAGGACCGCAGUUCUAGACUCCCGGAACCUACCGCAGUCAGCGACAGCCCUGGAAGGCCCAUUGUAAGCUUCGAUACGAACUGGAAAGCCCCGGAGGAGUCCUCGUCCACUGAUGCCAGUUCAGACCGACCAGACCCGACAACGCCAGCAUCAAACCGCUUGCGGUCCCAGUCCCAGUCUCAGUCCCAAGCUCAACCCCAGCCCCAAACGCCAUCACGGCCUAUGGAGAUCCCUAGCAUUGUUGUGGCGGAAGACCCUUCGCCGAGACUACGGGCGCAGACGAGCGGGAGUGUGCCAUCCAUCUCGAUAGAGGAACCGGAUGAGGCCCCAAAGCGGCCGAUACCCGCAAUCAACGUCCCGUCUAUUUCAGUUGAUGAAGCGCCGGGUCGCCGUAGCAUUCCCAGCAUUUCAACGCCGAGGGACUCGCCUGCGAGAGGCUCAGUGCGAGGCGCACGCCCUCUCCCAACACCCGGGGCUCGUGGGCCUCAGGGCACGCGCGACCUACCGCAGCCGCGAGGCCACUGGUCACCAGCAUCAGGUCCCAUUAGGCCAGCGGGAACCGUCUGCAACCAAUGCCAGCGCCCCAUCGAGGGCAAGUUUGUGGCUCUGGCUGGGUCUCCUGAACGCUUCCACCCUCACUGUUUCCGCUGCUACACCUGUAACACCAGACUUGAAGCCAUGGAGAUCAGUCCAGAGCCUGAGGCAUCGCGGGCUGAGCGUGUGGAGAGGAUUCGGCGUCGCGCGGCGGGUGAGAUAUUGGACGAGAAGCCUGGCAUGACCAUGGCGGAAGACGGAGACGAACGACUCCGCUUCUAUUGCCAUCUCGACUGGCAUGAACUCUUCGCUCCACGCUGCAAGCACUGCACGACUCCCAUCCUUGGGGAGCAUAUUGUGGCGCUUGGAGCGCAUUGGCAUUACGGGCAUUUCUUCUGCGCCGAGUGCGGCGACCCGUUUGAGCAUGGCAUGACACACAUUGAGAAGGACGGCUACGCAUGGUGUAUCAAUUGCCAGACAAAGCGGACGGAACGCCGUGCGCCCAAGUGCAAGAUGUGCAAGACAGCGGUCAUCGGCCAGUAUAUCAAGGCACUGGGAGGCGAGUGGCACGAGCAUUGCUUCCGCUGCCAUGAGUGUAAGGGAGGGUUCGACGAUGGGCAGAUAUUCCCCAAGGAGACUGCAACGGGCGCCAUUAUACUCUGCACCAACUGCCGGUCCAGGGAACUCAAAUUCUAA
Messenger RNA from Trichoderma breve, 2274 nucleotides. Its product is annotated as LIM domain-containing protein. The record is from RefSeq and is a predicted model, not a curated record. NCBI's taxonomy places the organism in Eukaryota, Fungi, Ascomycota, Sordariomycetes, Hypocreales, Hypocreaceae. Bases 1 to 2274 code for a protein of 757 amino acids. The transcript has 4 exons.